GGCGGCCAAUAGUGGGGGUGGCUGCGUGGGUCGCCAUGGGGACGGGGCUGUUCCCGGGGAGGCUGUGAUGGGUUGACAGGUGCGUGACAGUGGGAGCUGCUCUCGGCACAAGCAUGUACGGCAAAGGCAAGAGUAACAGCAGCGCCGUCCCGUCCGACAGCCAGGCCCGGGAGAAGUUAGCACUCUACGUAUAUGAAUAUCUGCUCCAUGUAGGAGCUCAGAAAUCGGCCCAAACAUUUUUAUCAGAGAUAAGAUGGGAAAAAAACAUCACAUUGGGGGAACCACCAGGAUUCUUACAUUCUUGGUGGUGUGUAUUUUGGGAUCUCUACUGUGCAGCUCCAGAAAGACGGGAAACAUGUGAGCAUUCAAGUGAAGCAAAAGCCUUCCAUGAUUAUGUCAGAUCUACUCUGGAUUUCUACCACCUGCUGAGACCACCUCUGGCUGCUGAGAUCUCUGCUGGCUGCUGUGGUCCACACCAGUUGCUGAGUGGAAGAAAUUGCAUGUUGAAGGGAUCUUUUUUGGCAUUGUCCUAUGCUGACAUGGGCUGGGGUAAGACACAGAGUGCUGCAGCAGCUCCCAGCCCAGUGCUAGGAAACAUUCCCCCAGGAGAUGGCAUGCCAGUAGGUCCUGUACCACCAGGGUUCUUUCAGCCUUUUAUGUCACCUCGGUACCCUGGAGGUCCAAGGCCCCCAUUGAGGAUACCUAACCAGGCACUUGGUGGUGUCCCAGGAAGUCAGCCAUUACUUCCAAGUGGAAUGGACCCAACUCGACAACAAGGACAUCCAAAUAUGGGUGGGCCAAUGCAGAGAAUGACUCCUCCAAGAGGAAUGGUGCCCUUAGGACCACAGUCUGACCCUUGGUUAUCAUUACAGAACUAUGGAGGUGCAAUGAGACCCCCACUGAAUGCUUUAGGUGGCCCUGGAAUGCCCGGAAUGAACAUGGGUCCAGGUGGUGGUAGACCUUGGCCAAACCCAACAAAUGCCAAUUCAAUACCAUACUCCUCAGCAUCUCCUGGGAAUUAUGUAGGUCCUCCAGGAGGUGGAGGGCCACCAGGAACACCCAUCAUGCCUAGUCCAGCAGAUUCAACCAACUCUGGAGACAACAUGUAUACUUUAAUGAAUGCAGUACCUCCUGGACCUAACAGGCCCAAUUUUCCAAUGGGCCCUGGGUCAGAUGGUCCCAUGGGUGGAUUAGGAGGAAUGGAGUCACAUCACAUGAAUGGCUCUUUAGGGUCAGGAGAUAUGGACAGUAUUUCCAAGAAUUCACCCAAUAAUAUGAGCCUGAGUAAUCAACCGGGCACUCCAAGGGAUGAUGGCGAAAUGGGGGGAAAUUUCUUAAAUCCUUUUCAGAGUGAGAGUUACUCCCCUAGCAUGACAAUGAGUGUGUGAUCCAUUACCAAGUCUCCUCAUGAAAACCACAGUGAGUCAGCCCUUCACAGAACUACUACGGAAGAAAAUUAUUCAUCACAGUGUACAGUUAAACAAAGGAAUCUCAGUCACACCAAACCAACCUUUUUAUUUCCUGCUCUCUCCCCUAUUUUUUGAAGAAAGCGGGUCCAAACGUGAUUCAAACAACUGUACAGAGCGGCAUAUUAGAAUUGCCCUAAACUGAACUGCAAAUAAUUAUCUGUGUAUGUAUAUGUGUGGGUCAGAGAAUGUAUUGUAUAUGUGUAUGUUAUACGGACAUAUGCACAUACAUACAUUGACCCACAGGACAUUGUAAAAUAUUAUUACAUGACAUCUUAAGUAGAAGUAAGUAGGGACUUUUAUUCCAUCCUUUUUUUCACGUUUACAUUUUAAUUAUUAAAAGUUGCUCCUGCCCCUCCCUGAACUAUUUUGUGCUGUGUAUAUCACUGCUUUAUAUAAGUUAUUUUUUAAGGUGAACUCAGAUGUUAUGGUUUUGUAAAUGUCUGCAAUCAUGGAUAGGAAUAAAAUUGCUUAUUUGAGAGCUUUCAUUAAA
Molecule: messenger RNA, 1959 nt
Organism: Felis catus (domestic cat)
Lineage: Eukaryota; Metazoa; Chordata; Mammalia; Carnivora; Felidae
Gene: SSBP2
Product: single stranded DNA binding protein 2
Exons: 19
Coding region: 114-1388 (424 amino acids)
Biological process (GO): positive regulation of transcription by RNA polymerase II
Cellular component (GO): nucleus
Molecular function (GO): single-stranded DNA binding; protein binding
Source: RefSeq, a predicted model, not a curated record